AUGGCCUCCAACGACUCAAAGCCACUCCGAAUCGGAGUCCUUCUGACGUACUCAGUUCAGCUCCUCGACCUAGCAGCCGUUGACCUCUUCGGUAUGAUGUCAAAGGACUACAUCACCGAAAUCGACGUCCUUCCUCCAAACAUUGCUAGCUUGGGACUACCAUGCACAGCAAACAUCGGCAUCAGGCUCACUGCCUCGAUCCAUGACGCCUCUGUUUCUGCGGAUAACCUUGAUAUAUUAGUGAUACCAGGACCAGACCCGAAGUUUGUUCCGGACGAGUCUGUAUGCGCCUUUGUCAAGGCACAUCACGAUGCUGGGAACGACAUCUUAGCGAUCUGCACUGGCAGCUAUAUUGCCGGAUACGCCGGCAUUCUGGAUGGGAAAAGCGUUACUGGUCCGAGAGGGUUGAUAUCCGAUUUGGAGGUGAAAUUCCCCAAGGUGAAGAAGUGGGACAGCACACGAAGAGUAUCGAAAGAUGGAAAUGUCUGGACGAGCGGUGGAGUAACAAAUGGCAACGAUCUCGUAUCCGCCUACCUUCGAGAGCACUAUCCGCUGCCCUUGGUGAACGCCAUCCUGUCUAUAGCUGAUGUGGGCGAACGGCAGAUCGAGUACGAAUCAAAGUGA
Molecule: messenger RNA, 624 nt
Organism: Nannizzia gypsea CBS 118893
Lineage: Eukaryota; Fungi; Ascomycota; Eurotiomycetes; Onygenales; Arthrodermataceae
Exons: 3
Coding region: 1-624 (207 amino acids)
Source: RefSeq, a predicted model, not a curated record